Notolabrus celidotus (New Zealand spotty) is the source of this 2335-nucleotide messenger RNA. RefSeq names its product serine and arginine rich splicing factor 5b (gene srsf5b). Gene Ontology annotation, cellular component: cytoplasm; ribonucleoprotein complex; nucleus. Gene Ontology annotation, molecular function: mRNA binding. The record is from RefSeq and is a predicted model, not a curated record. Lineage: Eukaryota; Metazoa; Chordata; Actinopteri; Labriformes; Labridae. The transcript has 8 exons. The coding region runs from base 178 to 1065 and encodes 295 amino acids.
CAUAGGUCAUACGUCAUACGUGAUACGUCAUGUGAGGUCGUCUUCUUCCCCCUCCCGGAUCAUUCUAGGCUCCAUUUUGUUUGAUUUUGGAGUUUGCGGUCACUGUUGUCAGCCUGCAAGGACUCACCCCCUCCACGAGAACGACUUAAGGUAAACUGCGUUACGAACAGCACCAACAUGAGUGGAUGUCGUAUUUUCAUCGGCCGUCUGAGCCCGUGCGCCAGAGAGAAGGAUGUGGAGAGGUUCUUCAAGGGGUACGGACGCAUCCGAGACAUCGACCUGAAGAGGGGCUUCGGCUUUGUGGAGUUUGACGACCCCAGGGAUGCUGAAGAUGCUGUUUAUGAGCUUGAUGGAAAAGAGUUGUGCAAUGAAAGGGUGACCAUUGAGCAUGCCCGCGUGCGUCUGCGUGGCGGCCGCGGCAGAGGAGGUAGCGGUGGAGGAGGACGCUUCUCUGAUCGCUAUAGCAGAGGAUCCCAGAACAGUCGGAACCGUAACCCUCCACCCAUGCGCACGGAGAAUCGCCUGAUUGUUGAAAACUUGUCCUCUCGCGUCAGCUGGCAGGACCUGAAAGAUUUCAUGAGACAAGCUGGAGAGGUGACAUUUGCGGAUGCACAUCGCCCCAAACUCAACGAAGGGGUUGUUGAGUUUGCUGCUUACAGUGAUCUGAAAAACGCUCUUGAGAAACUGUCUGGAAAGGAAAUCAAUGGCAGGAAAAUUAAGCUCAUUGAAGCAGCAAAGAAGAGGUCGAGGAGCCGUUCCCGGUCUGAGAGCUCCUCCCGCUCGCGGUCCCGAUCCCGUGGUCGCUCUCCGUCUCGUUCCCCCCGGCGCUCCCGCAGCCCAGCCAAGGCCAGCAAUCGCUCCCGUUCUCGCAGCCGUUCCCCCGCCUGUGGUGCCUCCUCCCCGUCCAGCAAAUCAAAGGAGCCGGCCAAAAGGUCCUCCAAGACGAGCAAGUCCGCCACCCCGCCCUCCCCUCUGCCCGCUCAGAGAGCCUCCGUCUCUCGUUCACGCUCCCGCUCUCGCUCACGUUCUCGCUCUCGUUCCCCCUCCACUGACAGCCAACGCUAGACGCUGUGGUUUAAUGUUGACAGGAAUUAAGUCUGGAACAACUUCAAGAAAUGUAAUCAGCUCCAAACAGUUCACACUGCAGCUCCAAUGACCCCCUUCUGAACGCAGUUUUCCUCUAGUUAUCAUGUUUUUCCUCUGGGUUGCUGUCAUUUAUGUAUUUCAAAUUUUAAAACACUGCCACAGCCUGAAAGAUUCUGUGGUGUUGAAUUUUUUUACUUCAUUUUAGGGCAUUUCAGAUUUAAUAACAUAAAAACAGACUGUCUUUAAUCUCCAAUUUGGUAAUCAUGUUUGGACCCGUUUGUGAUUUUACACUCUGACUCCUCCCCCUCUGGGUUCACUCAUCAUUUGGUCCAGUUUAGCUGCACCUUGGUUGCUUCUCACCACAUCACCAAAGCGCCCGGGUAAACCAGUCCCACCGUUACUGGGUUUGUCACGCGAGUCAUCUCUAUACUUUGAAAACUUCAGUGAGGAAUCUGUGUUGUUAAAUAUGCACUAGGAUGCUUUUGAUAAGCUAUAUGACCACUCUCUUCACUUCCUUUGAUGAUACUUUUGCUUGUUUUUGCCAGUCGAAUGACUUCUCUUUUUAUCAAUUCUCCUGUUUUGAUCUUAUCAGCAACUUUUCUCAAGACCUUUAACCUCUUUUCCUGUAAUUUUGACCUACUGUACCCUACCACAUCUGGUGUUUGUCAUAUCUAUACCUUGAGAUGCUUGCAUGUGCUUUACUUUGAACAAAAAUUAGUCUCUUAAUCCUCUUUGAAAAGAUCUUAUUAAUGCUUCAAAUUCAAACACAAGCCACCGUUAUAUAACUGGCAUUGGCAGCUUCAGUAUAAAGGGCACUGUACCAUAAUGCACAUUCUUACUGCGGUUGAACAGCUAUACAGUCAAUAAACUGUACAUUUCAUGAAUCUUACAUUUUCUUGCAGUUGGCUGUUGAAGUUUUAUUUUGAAAGGGGCUGUAAAAAAACUCCAUUUGGAAUAAAGUCAACACUUUAUAGAAUGCGGUUUAUUCUAGCGUUGUAAUGUUCUUUUAUUUUGUUUAAAGGUUUUGUGUACAGCAUUGCAGACUUUUGUUUUACUUGAGUGUAUAAUGUAAUUCCAAGUGUACCUGUUGGUGCUGUUACUGAUGUUACUGUGGUUUAAAUGAACGCAUAGGCAAGACUUUUGGACAUUUUUGUACAUAAGGAUUUUAUUUUCAGUGAAAAAAACAUCAGACGUUUGUAUGGUGUAGGAAGACAAUGGAAGUAAACAAUAAAAACUGAUUUCAACUAAA